Messenger RNA from Dermatophagoides pteronyssinus (European house dust mite), 927 nucleotides. RefSeq lists its product as uncharacterized. Lineage: Eukaryota; Metazoa; Arthropoda; Arachnida; Sarcoptiformes; Pyroglyphidae. The record is from RefSeq and is a predicted model, not a curated record.
CGAUCGCCACAGCCAAGAGUAAUUUGAAUUCAUUUUUUUUGUAUUGUUAUCCACCGAUUGUUAAAUUGAUUAAAUUGAUAAUGGACAUUUCAAAGAUUAUCUUUGACAAAGAAGAAUUGGUACACGUUUUAUUGGAUGAAAUUGAAAUUCGAAUGGAAUUUUUGAUCGAUACUGGCAAUGAAAAUUUUAAAAUGAACAAAACACGUACCGAAAAAUGGCAAGAAGUUGCCGAUGCUGUAACAAAAGCUGCACGAGAAUUUUUUGCAAGUAAAAAUGUGGAAUUUGAUUUUAAAAAUCCACUUACUGGCGAUGAUGCAAAGAAAAAAUACCGAAAUUUACGUUCAACUUUUAAUAAAAAAAUGAAAUAUCAAACAGGUGCUGCAUCUGGUGAUGGUAGAAAUUGGCCAUUUUUUGAUUCAAUGUAUCGAAUGCACAUGGCAAUAACUCGUAUUGAUACUGUCGAAAAAAAUAGCCCAAAGAAUGAAUUGGCGAAUUCUGUAAGCAAUUAUUUACAGCAAAAAACAUUAACAUAUUCAACACCAACAAUACCAAAUGAUGAAGAAUAUUUUAUGUCUAAUUUAGCACCAAGUGAUCGUAUGAUGCUUUCCGGUUUAAUCAAAAUGUUUUAUGGUGUUAUAAAUAAAAGUGAUUCUCAUCGGAUGGCAGCAAUGGACAUGCUACAUCAAUUGAACAAUUCAUUAUAUUGUUCCAAUGAUCCAGCCAAUCUAAAAAUGGUUAUAACUCAAUUAUAAAAUCAAUUUAUUAUUAAUUAAUCACAAUAAUACUUUACAUUUUCCAAUAAACAUUCAUUUUCAUUCAUUGAUAAUUUGAUCGAGUCACGAAGAACAUUGUUAAUUUCAAUUGAUACUUCUCACAUGAUCUUUGACAUGGCUGGUUGAGAUAUAUGCCAGAGAAGAUAAAGUAUUU